This is a messenger RNA of Racocetra persica, 1093 nucleotides long. The record is from the annotation of a GenBank genome assembly. Lineage: Eukaryota; Fungi; Glomeromycota; Glomeromycetes; Diversisporales; Gigasporaceae.
AUGGCUAGUAAUUUGCCAGAAACAGAUCUUUAUAUAGAUUACAAGGCAUUUUUAUCGAACAAUUUUGAUCCUAAAGAGUAUGCAAAUUCUGCUGUAAACUCCACUUCAGACGGUGAAGGUGAUAUAACAAUAUCACUUGCAAAAUUAUCAUUUAGUAUUGAUAAUUUAAAUAAACAAUUACAUGACCAGGUUGUUGCCCAUUUCGAGGAUUUAAUUUUGCAAGCCGCUGGAAUAAGAGAUCUAGAAAUUGUAUUAAAUUCUGUUAAAGAAGGAAUUAAAUCUCUUAAUAUAUCUUUAGAUAGGCUUAAGACAAAAAUAUAUACACCUUAUUCACAAAUAAAAAAUUACACUGUACAAUUGGAAAGGUUACAAAUUGCUUCAGAUUUAUUACGAAAGGUUGUUCGAUUCUUUUAUCUAGCAAAAUGCUUAGAAAAUCAGUUAGUAGACAUUGGUAAAGAAUGUGAUAAAGGCAACGAGUGUAUUAAAGCUGCUUCAAGUAUUAGUGAAUUGGAGGCUCUUUUAAAAGAAGUUGAUUUUGAGGGAAUUGAUCUUGUCCAAAUUCAACUGCCUAAAGUUCGACAAUCAAAGAUAAAGAUUUCGGACGAAGCAUUUCGUUUGUUAAGUGAAGGAUUAGACAAUAAGAAAGAAGUUGACAUUACUCUUGGCCUUCAAAUAUUUUAUGAACUUAAUGAGAUGGGUGAGAGGGUAUCAAAAUAUGUGGAUGAUAUAUUUGCAAAAUUAUUGGAUCAAAUGAGAAAUGCUAUUGAUUCUGCUUCACUUCAAAAAGAGAUUAAAGACUUUGGUGCUGCCUCGAUGAAAGGAAUUAGACGAUUAGGCUCAGAACCAACUGCAGGAUCUACCGCGAUAAUCACUUCAGCACUAUGGAAGCGAAUGGAAGUUUUGAUGGAUAACAUUGCUGAAACCUGUAGUAAGAUAUAUACUCUAGAAUACGUGUUGGCUAAUGAAAAGGAUGAAAUAACACAAGUUUCAUAUUUGGAUGAAGUUGCGAAGACAUUAGAUGGAGGUUUAAUUCAGCAUUUUUGGAAAACUUUAUCUUUGAAUUUUGAAAGAGAAUUAAAAGAAGUUACAAAAG